GAGAGAGAGACAGCAGCGUUUGCAGUUUCCCUAUUUCAGCAGGAGGAGGAAGGACCCUGAGAAGAUUGGAGGGUGCAGGCGAGAGAGAAGGAGGGAUGGGAAUGAGAUGGGGGGUAGCCGUUGGAGUCUGAUGAAUGAUGGUUUGUGAGCUAAGGGAAAAGAAAAGAAGGAACCUGGAAAAUAGUCAUUUGCAUCGGACCAAAGAAAAAGCGAGUCGAUUUUUCGGGCUGCAAAAUAACUUGAGCUGCAUCAAGCUGAUCCAGAGAGAGGGGAGAGCGGCAGGGGAAGGAGGAGAAGACUGCCACUAAGGGAUUUGCCUUCAUUUUAUUGAAACAAGCCAGUGCUUAAAAGAAACAGACGAGGGUGGGGGCUGAGGAGGGGCAGGCGCGCGGGGGAGGGGGGGGGUCUAAAGAAGAAAAGUGUGAGGCUUGUGGUUGGGGAGCGGCAGAAGUGAUGAGAAAACAAACGGCAAGGCUGGGGGAGGCUGCUCGUGCUGCUGCGCUCUGCCGAGAGGCUCGCUGCCGCUGCUGCUAUUCCUGUGGGUGGACAGGAUUAAAGAGCCUCAAGUGCCCGACCCCCCCAGGGCUGCGGCUGCUGCUUCCUCUGCCUGGACCAUGGAGACUUUAAAUGGCACCAGCCCAAGUGAUAACCUCAAGCAACAGCAGCAGGGCCACCACCACCCCCACGCUGAGAAGAAGAGACUGAACCGAGCCCCUUCCCCGGCCAGACCCUUCCUCAAGGAUCUCCACGGCCGGGCAUCGUCUGCCAAGCCCCCGCCGGUGCCGCCCAAAUCCCCCAGCCUCUCGGGCAAGUCGCCGCAGCAGCCGGGCCCCCCGCCUCAAUCCGCCGGGCUCCUGGCCACCCAGAGCCGCCUCUCCAGGCGCAGCGGCUCCCAGGGCGCGAAGGCAGCGGCAGCAGCCGGGACAGGCGGCCGAGCGGGCAGCGCCAAAGCCUCCCUGUGGAGCAAGAAGGCGGCCCGAGCCCAGGAGCAAGGGGGCGGCAAGGCCGGGGCCAGACAGGCCGGGGGGGAACCGGGCCACCCGCCCGGCAAAGGCAGGAAGGGGAAGAGAGGCGCCCCCCCGCAGCCGGGGGGCUCUCUGGCAUCAGCCGCCGGGCCCGGGCUGGGCAGCGGCCAUGUGGCCGUGGUGGCUCCGGCCAGGCUCAGCCACACGGACAGCAGCUCCGACCUGUCCGACUGUCCCUCCGAGCCGCUCUCCGAUGAGCAGCGACCGGCCCAGGCCGCCAGCAGCGACGCCGAGUCCGGCACCGGCUCCAGCGACCGGGAGCAGCCGCCUGCCCCGGGCCGAGCGGGCACCCCGGUGCCUGGGGCCAGCCACCCGCUGGGCGCCCAGCCUUCCCCGGAGAGCCCCGCCGGCCAAGGGGCGGCGCAGCCAGCUCCGCCCUGUAGCCCGCAGCCCGCCUCGCCCGCCCCCGCGGCGCGCAAAGGCAGCGCGCCCGGGGAAGAAGAGGCGAGCUGGGGGCGAGCCGCCGAGAACAUGCGGCUGGGCAGCAAAGCGCCCGCCCCCUGCCAGCCGCCGGCGGAGGAGGAGGAGCUGCUGCGGGAGAUCGAGGAGCUGCGCUCGGAAAAUGAUUAUCUCAAGGAUGAAUUGGAUGAACUUCGGGCUGAAAUGGAGGAGAUGCGUGACAGUUAUUUAGAGGAAGAUGUUUAUCAGCUGCAGGAACUCCGGAAAGAGCUGGACCGUGCAAACAAGAACUGCCGCAUCCUGCAGUAUCGUCUCAGGAAAGCAGAACAGAAAAGUUUGAAAGUUGCGCAGACAGGCCAAGUGGAUGGAGAGCUCAUUAGAAGUUUGGAGCAAGAUUUAAAGGUAGCCAAAGAUGUAUCUGUCAGACUGCACCAUGAACUGGAGAGUGUGGAGGAGAAACGUGUUAAAGCAGAAGAUGAGAAUGAAAUCCUUCGGCAGCAGAUCAUUGAGGUGGAAAUAUCCAAACAGGCACUGCAAAAUGAGCUGGAAAGGUUGAAAGAGAGCUCACUGAAGAGAAGAGGCAGCCGGGAAAUGCACAAAGAAAAGAAGACAUUCACCCAGGAGGACAGUGCUGACUUGAAGUGCCAGCUUCAGUUUGCCAAAGAAGAAGCAGUGCUAAUGCGUAAGAAAAUGGCCAAGCUGGGGAGGGAGAAAGAUGAACUGGAACAGGAGCUCCAGAAGUACAAGUCCAUCUAUGGAGAUGUGGAUAGUCCACUCCCUAUCGGGGAGGCAGGAGGGCCACCCAGCACCAGAGAGGCUGAGCUAAAACUUCGUCUGAAACUGGUGGAAGAGGAAGCUAACAUACUGGGCAGGAAGAUAGUUGAACUGGAGGUGGAGAACAGAGGUAUUAAAGCUGAGAUGGAGGACAUGAGAUGCCAGUAUGAGAGAGAGUGUCUUAGCCGGGACCACAUUUCAAGCAUUCCUACCUCGCCAUACGGUGACUCCAUGGAGUCGGCAACAGAGCUGCGCCGUCACUUGCAGUUUGUUGAAGAAGAGGCGGAGCUGUUGAGGAGAUCGAUCUCUGAGAUUGAGGAUCACAACAAACAACUAACCAAUGAACUGAACAAAUUCAAGUUUGAGCCCAGUCAGGAGUCCAGCUGGCUGGAUGAUGGUGCCUCUAAAUGCAGUGGAUCCCUACAAGAGGAGUUGAAAUCAGCGAGGAUGCAAAUCAAUGAACUGAGUGGAAAAGUGAUGAAACUCCAGUAUGAGAAUCGUGUGUUGAUGUCCAAUGUGCAGCGCUAUGAUCUUGUCUCUCACCUAGGGCUGCGCACUUCAAGUCCCAGGGACAGUGAUGCUGAGAGUGAUGCAGGAAAGAAAGAGAGUGACAGUGAAGAGGGCCGCCCAACUGAGCCAAAGAGAGAAGGACCCAUUGGGGGCGAGAGUGACUCAGAAGAAGUUUAUGAGAAGACGUCAGGUUUUGAGAGUGGUAAGCCAUCAGAAGUUAGCGACCUCUGUUCUACUGAGUUAAUGAGAGUGAAAGAGGACACUGAGUCUUUAAUUAACAUCAAACGAGAGGCUGAACGGCUUGAAAGGACAGUGCUCCAUCUCAUCACUGACACUGAUAGUUUAAUUUAUGAUGCCAAGGUGCACAUCACCAGCAGUCCCUCCUCUGAGCAGGGUUUCAAAAGUGAUGGAGAGAGAGGUGAGGAUAAAAAUGAACCAGAACUUCUGGACACUAUCAAUUCAAGGAUGAAAGCUUUCCGUAAAGAACUACAGACCUUCCUGGAGAAGGUUGAUCACAUCGGGGAAGGCCUCAAAGAACAAAUGGAAGACCUCUCUCCUUUGCCCCACCUGACAGAGUCUUCCAGUUUUCUGUCCACAAUGACAUCCAUGUCUCGAGACUCGCCCAUUGGUAACCUAGGAAAGGAGUUAAUUACAGACUUCCAGUCCAAACUGAGGGAUCAGAUGGAGUGGCAGCUCAGCCAAGAUCGUGGAGAGGAGCAAGAGAUUCACCACCACCGAGCCACCACCGAGCCACACCGCAGAGCUGAUGGAGACAUUAAACUCUACAGGCCAGGCGACAAGGGCUGUUUCAGUCUAGAGCUCAGGGAUUCCCAUGUUUUACCUGUACAGAAUGUAUCGAUACAGGAGCUUCAGGCUCAACUUGAGCAGGAGACGAGACUUCACCAAGAGGAGCAAGAAAAGUUUACAGAGAGGAUCAUUCAGCUGGAGGAGGAGCAUCUGCAGACCUUGCGGAGGAAAGAUUUGGAGGUGCAGAGCUUGACUUUGCAGAAUAAAUUGGAGGAGAAGACCUGGGGUCAGGAGAAAAGUUUGAUGCAGCAAGAACUCAGGCAUUUCAAGCAGAAUACCUUCCUUCUGUAUGUGAAACUGAAGUGGCUGCUGAAACACUGGCAGCAAGGCAAGCAAAUAGAAGAGGAGGGAGAGGACAUACUGGAGAUUGAACACCUCGAUGCCCUACCAGAAUUUGGCAUUCAGUCUGAAAGAAAGGGAGAUGACCCAGAACAAGAUGAGGAGGAGGAUGACCUUGUGUUUGCACUGACGGAUUACUCCCAACAUUCCACAGCGGAGAGCACUGACCAUGGACCACAGCUGCAGACUGCAGAACUAUUGCAGCAUCAAAAGCAGGUACCACACCAGAAGGGAGUUACACAUCAUACCUUGGGAAUUAAUGCUCUAGAUUUUUUUAGUCGCAUCCAUUUUGUUUUGCUGCUGUUCUAUUUUAUCUUAGUACCUAGAAUUGUACAUAACUUCAAUCCUAGCUACACAUUACAUUCUUUGUCUAGCACAAGCUUUACCUGGGAAAUAAGAAUAACUAACAGCUUCUCAUUUUAUUGGCAGCUGGAAGGGAAGAAUGAAAAAGCCCAGGGGGAAACUGUCCUGACCACUGAUUCAAAGGGAGCUUUUAAGAGGGAGAGAGAGGAGCACAAGAAAUUGCUGGCUGACAGUCACAGCUUGGUGAUGGACCUACGAUGGCAACUCCAGCACAGUGAGAAGAAUUGGAACAGGGAAAAGACGGAACUUCAGGAUAGAUUGGACAGAGACCGGCGAGAGUGGGAGCGACAAAAGAAGGAAUUGCUAAGGAGGAUAGAACAGCUUCAAAAAGAAGUGAGCACACGAAAAGGAGACAGCAUUCUUUGUGACCAGAAGGAGAGUAGCCUUCGUCCAUUUUCAACCCAGGGAAACCUUUAUGUGCCUCAUCCAAUGGGGGCAAGGUCCUAUUCUGAUUCAGAUGCCAUACAGUUUGAUGAUCAGUCACUGUCGAAGCUGAAGGAAAGUGAUAGGUGCACUGCCACAGAAAACCUCUUUCUCGAUUCAUUGUCUCUUGAUUCUCCUGAUGAAUCUGAUGAGCCUCGGCCUCAGAGAUUGGAGCGGGAGAAGUUCUUGACUUGCUUAACUGAAGAAGAAGAAACGCACAAGGGAAAUCUUCAAAGGGCAGUGUCUGUUUCCUCCAUGUCAGAAUUCCACCGUUUGAUGGAUAUUUCUCCAUUCCUUCCUGAAAAGACCUUGCCUUCAUCUAGUAGUAAGGAGGAUAUAACACCUCCUCUGUCCCCUGAUGAUCUGAAAUACAUUGAAGAGUUCAACAAAAACUGGGAUUAUAGUAACACCAGGAUCCAUAGUGGAGUUACAGAAAAGCCUGCAGAAGCCUGGGCAGAAAGGACAGAAAAUGGGAAAGUAAGAAGUGAUUCAACUUCAGAUCCAUUCCAAGCAUCAUCAUGGUACCUUACCACCAGUGUUACUAUGACAACCAAUACCAUGACGAGCCCAGAGCCCUGCCAGAAGCAGCCACUGAGGAGUCACAUUGUAACAGAAAAAAUGGGGGUUAAGGUCUUUCACAGUCCGCCAGUUAUCCGUAGGCUUGAUAACUCAGCGAUAGCUGGUAAUGGAGGGAAAAAACAGGUUGAGCCAGACUUUUUGUUUUCUGUGACCAAAGCUAAAGGGAGUGUGGGUGAGACAAAAGGUGCUUCCUCAGAUGUGUUUGGGAGAUGGUCUUGUGAUCUCACCAAACACCAUAAAGAUUUUUUGGAAAGUGGUCUUCAUCCUAUUGAGCAUCCUAUUUGCACUGCUGUGGGUUUUGCCUCAUCCUUGCAGAGCCUGGAACUGUCCAAGAACAUGAGUGACGAUAUGAAGGAAGUAGCUUACUCUGUCAGAAAUGCAAUACGUUCUAACUCUAAUUCGACAGAGCCUCAGUUUAAGGACAUAGCUUGUCAAACCAAUGGUAUAAGAACUACAGGGACACAGACCACCCAGACAAUCAGUGUUGGCUUACAGACAGAAACCUUGCGCAGCAUCACCAGCAGUCCACACAAGUGUCUGACACCAAAGGGGGGCUCCACACCAAUCUCAUCACCAUCAAGAAGUUUAAGGAGCAGGCAGGUAGCCCCUGCCAUCGAAAAGGUCCAGGCCAAGUUUGAACGCACGUGCUGUUCUCCCAAAUAUGGUUCUCCAAAAUUACAAAGAAAAAUCCUCCCAAAAACAGAUCAGCCAAAUAAUCGGACUUUACCAGGCACACCUCAGAAAGGAUUCAGUGAGUCUGCUUGGGCUAGGUCAACUACUACAAGGGAGAGCCCAGUUCAUACCACCAUCAAUGAUGGCCUCUCCAGUUUGUUCAAUAUUAUUGACCACACCCCUGUUGUUCAAGAGACCCUCCAAAAAUGCACCAGGUCUAGCAGCCGAUCUAGGUCAGCAGAACCGAGAUCAGAACUGGGGCCCAUGCAGGAAAUGUGUACAAGUGCCCGUGGCCGGUCACCCAGUCCUCUCCGUUUGGGUGCAGAGAUGGAAAAGGAAGAAGAGUCUGAGGCAACAAGCAUCAGGCAGGAUUUAUCUGCUCCUCCGGGGUAUACACUUACAGAAAAUGCUGCCAGGAUCUUGAAUAAGAAACUUUUGGAGCAUGCCUUAAAGGAAGAGAAAAGGCUAGCUUCACGUAGCCCACCAAGUCUUAGCAAUGACAACAGCACAGGAGAAAUAGUCAAAGUAGAACCAGGGUCCAUUGAGAACCAAACUGUCUUACUAACUGCCCCCUGGGGACUCUAACCCUGCCUGCCUCACUGCUGAACUGCCUUGUUCCGCACUAGCUCCGUCCCUAGAAUCCUGCUUCUCACGGCCAGAGAGACCAGCAAAUCGGCGCCCACCUUCAAGAUGGGCUUCACAUUCCCCUACUGCCUCACAAUCUCAGUCAACUGGAGAUU
This is a messenger RNA of Chrysemys picta bellii (western painted turtle), 6631 nucleotides long. Lineage: Eukaryota; Metazoa; Chordata; Testudines; Emydidae. The record is from RefSeq and is a predicted model, not a curated record.